AUGUGUACUGAAUCAACAUUGGUACGGGCGUUACCUGGUCCCGAUCCUCCUUCAAAGCACCAUUACUCGUUCUAUUUUCAAGACGGCUUGGUGAUACUCAAUGUGAAGGGAAGCCUCUACAGGGUACAUCGUCAUUUACUCGAGCAUAAUUCCGAGUACUUCCGUGAGCUGCUGUCUCCAGGAAAUAGCUCUAUAGGGCCGUCUGGAGCCACGGACGACACAGCUAUAUCGAUCCCGGAUCUCACAUCGGAUGAAUUUGAUUGUCUCCUCAAUUUCCUGUACUACAGGGUAUACGAAGACAGCACGCUAUCUGUCACCGAAUGGAUUACCCUCCUAGAUGUCUCCACCCGCCUUCGCUUUACCACAAUUCGCACCCUCUCUAUUCGUGCCCUUUCCGCUCAGCGCUCCUCCCUCAGCGCCGUCGAGACCAUUGUGCUUGCAAUCAAACAUGACGUUCCGAGCUGGCUCGCUCCUGCAUACGCCGAGCUGUGCCGGCGACCACACCCGUUAGAUGACGGCGAGGCAGAGCAGCUGGGAGCGAAGAUCGCCGCGCGGGUCGGAAGAGCACGGGAGACGAUCAGAGAUGAGACGUUCCGGGCCCAUCAGGAAAAGCAGUACGGAAUCAGAUAUGCACCGCCAGAGGCAUUUGAUGAAGAACUGGUGAACACGACCGUUUCGGAGACGUUUUGGGUAGGGGAUGCCUCAAACCCGUCGCGCUCUUGA
This is a messenger RNA of Laetiporus sulphureus 93-53, 723 nucleotides long. RefSeq lists its product as uncharacterized. Bases 1 to 723 code for a protein of 240 amino acids. The transcript has 3 exons. Gene Ontology annotation, molecular function: protein binding. Lineage: Eukaryota; Fungi; Basidiomycota; Agaricomycetes; Polyporales; Laetiporaceae. The record is from RefSeq and is a predicted model, not a curated record.